UCAGAAACCUCAGGAGUGGAAACUGGAGCUGGCUAAAUGAGGAGACUGAGAGGGGGCGAGGAGCCACGGGUGUAGUGGAGACUAGGACUGGGACAGGGCAGAAGGGGUCAGGCUUCGGGGGCAUGGGUCAAAGAGUCUACGUUCACUACAGCAGUGAUUCUCAACAAGGGGCAUGUGUAGCCCUGGGGAUACUCAGAGGUCUUCCGGGGGUACCUCCACUCACCCAGAUAUUUACCUUGUUUUCCAACAGGCUCCAUAAAAAGCACGAGCGCAGUCAGGACAAGCUAAAAUUUCAUACAGACAACGACUUGUUUACACUGCUCUAUACGCUACACGCGGAAAUACACACGAACGCUAUGGACCACGGACAGGAACCACAAGGGCCACCAGGAGACAGCAGUCAGGCUCCUUUCAGGACAGCACAGGGAAUCGGGACCAACGCCACAAUGAAGACGGGAUCAGGUAAUAGGCAGUUCCCCACUGAGUUCCCUCCCUGCUGAGCAGCAGCAGCCGCAGCUCUGUGCCACUGAAGGAGCCUGCUAGCCAGGCAAGGUGAGAAGCAGAAUUAGGAUUUCAUCAUGGGUGGCGCUAGCCUCAGCCCCGCCCCUUCUGCCUGAGGCCCCGCCCUUCUACCUCCCCACUGCGGCUAACGGCCUCAAGCCCCGCCCCAGGCUAGCCCCCCAGCCCCAGAGCACGGGAAGGCGGGCAGCGCGUGGCCCCAGACCCCCAGCCUUGGAGCACGGGAAGGCGGGCAGGUGGUGCGGUCGCAGUCCACACAGCCCUGGCCAGAGCACAGGGGGACUGGAGGUCAGAGCCACACGCACGUAGAUCGGUAAUAAGGAGGGGGCCUGGGCAUGGCAGAGCGAGGGUGGGGCCACGCCUGGCUAUUUGGGGAUUUACAGCUUCCCCCAGCCUAUGGGACCCACCACCCAUGAAUUUCAUUAUUUCCAAGAGUCAAGUGGCAGACAAAGCUGGGCAAAAUCUGUGCUUAAGAAUAACUUAAUGGAGGGCUGCAUGGCCCAGAGAAGAUAUGAAGAGGGGAGACAAAAUCUUCCCUUUCAGGUCACCAAGUCAGCUCUGACCCCAGGUAGGUAGCUACCAAAAGUCAUAUGUGUAGGAUGUAUUGUAUGAAAUGAGUUGGUGGUCUCAGUCCAGUUCCCAGUGGAUUGGUUCAUAGCUGUCUGAACAGCAAGGCCAAAAAGUAAAUGGAGGUUGGUGACAAAGUGGGGAUUUUUCCCUUGUUAUGUUUUUCAUGAAUACUGUGUGUGCCUCAGUUUCCCUAUGUGCUGCACCAAUACCUCGGUUGUGGGAAUAGGGGUGUGUGACUUUGGCUGAGACCUCUGGGGCAGCUGCUCCAGCUGCCUGCACAUAUGCUAUGCUUCAUAACCUGAGACCCAGGAGGGGGAUGCAACCAGGUGACACUUCGCCCAGAAAGCAAGACAAAGACAAGGAGAAGGAGCAACGGGGGUGUCCAAGGUUAGAUCCCUGGUAGCUGGGCAGUCUGCUUGGGGGGGACUGGAAGAGGGGGAGCCCAGGCCGCCUGGCCCAGGGCUCCCCAAGAUGGACUUGGGUGAAAGUCACUGAUUUCUGUGCAAACAAGUUCUGUUCUAUGCUUUGUUCCUGUCGACUAAUAAUCAUUCUGUUUUAUGUUGGCUGAGAGUCAUUUAUGACUGCGGAGUUGGGGUACAGGGCCCUCUGGCUUCCCUAGGAGCCCGGCCUGAGUGGACUCACUGCAAGAAGUUCACAGUGUGGAAGGGGAUGCUGUGUAACCUUCUUGCCCAGGAGACAAUAUGGUCAGAGAGAGGAGGCUCCCCCAGAGUCCUGACUGGCUUUGUAUGGAGUAGUUCCAGAACAUCGCCCCGGUGUCUCUGUGACAAGGCUGAACCACCAAUCAACAGAUUCCUGUGUAAGCAGUGUCAGGAUGAGCUCCACCCUGACAUCUGGUGGUGAGGUGUGGCAAAUUGUGGAAAAGAACUUCAGGGGCUGAUCUCAUUUGCAUAGGCACACCCACCCCACCUAG
Chelonia mydas (Green sea turtle) is the source of this 2020-nucleotide messenger RNA. RefSeq lists its product as uncharacterized. The record is from RefSeq and is a predicted model, not a curated record. Bases 123 to 500 code for a protein of 125 amino acids. The transcript is spliced from 3 exons. NCBI's taxonomy places the organism in Eukaryota, Metazoa, Chordata, Testudines, Cheloniidae.